UCAACUUGUACAUGCGAGAAGUGACAGCAGCAACGAUCAGUCGGCAAUACGGCUUAUAUUCUGUUUAUUUUCGUCCAUAACCAGAUGUGCUAGCCCUCAGACUAUAUACACCAAACAUUUACAUUUUAGUGGCGUGAUCUAAUUCGUGUAAAAUGGUGUUUUACUUCACAAGUGCCGUGGUGAACCCUCACUACACAAUCUACAUGGGAAAAGACAAAUAUGAAAAUGAGGAUCUAAUAAAAUACGGAUGGCCUGAGGACAUUUGGUUUCAUGUGGACAAACUGUCAUCGGCUCAUGUGUAUCUGAGAUUGCCAAAAGGUCAGACAAUAGACGAUAUUCCCCCUGAGGUGCUGAUAGACUGCGCACAGCUGGUGAAAAACAACAGCAUCCAAGGCUGUAAGAUGAACAACAUCAAUGUGGUUUACACACCAUGGGCCAACCUGAAGAAAACCGGAGACAUGGACGUAGGACAGAUCGGCUUCUUUCGACAGAAAGAGGUAAAGAUCGUGGCAGUGGAGAGGAAGGUCAAUGAGAUCGUAAACCGUCUGGAGAAAACAAAAGAAGAACGCUUCCCUGACCUGGCGGCAGAGAAAGAGUCGAGAGACAGAGAGGAGAGGAACGAGAAGAAAGCUCAGCUCCAAGAGCAGAAGAGGAAAGAGAAGGAGGAGCAGAAGAGGAAAAAAGAGCUGGAGGACCUCAAGAACUACACUUCACUAAUGAAGACAGAAAAUAUGACGACUAAUGAGGAUGGUAACGAUUCAGACGACUUCAUGUGAGAAGCGAACACCAGGCAGCGAGCAGACAGAAUCCUCCUCCGCCGCUCAGACCUGCUGUCAGGACGCUCCCCUGCUGCUUUUGCUUGCUCUAACUCUGCACUGACAAUGAAAACACAAAAUAAAGACAAAUGGAUACCUUUUUUGCUUUCGGAAACUUGGAGCAGAAAGCGAGCCGAUCAGAGACAGCGCCGGGGAUUUAUUCCAUAGGCUGAUUGGUUCAGGCACUGCUUCCAAAACCGAGCUGGCUGGCCUCUUCAUCAAAGGGACGACGCUGCAGAGAAAAUAAAGGACAACAUGAAUGCUGAGGAUUUGUGGGGAAACACUCAAAUAGCAGAACUGUGUUUUGGCUGAUAUUAAUACAAUAAGUGCUCGGGUGCCUGCAGACCUGCAGGCUGCAAAACCAUCUGCUCACUUUCUUUUACGUGUUCGUUUGUCUGUAUGUCCGAUUUAAAUCAAUACAAUCUUAUGUAUUAAACUCACAGUUAUAGUUAUUCUUUGACAAGCCCGUAUAUUCUCUUGCAAAGCACCAUAAACCAGCCACUAUCAUCCAACUCCAGAACAACUGAAGUCCUAAAGAUUUUCCUUUUUUUAUCUUGGCUGCAGCUCUACAGUUGUGCACAAGAUUAAUUUUUUACACUUUUCCUAAAAUUCUAGCUGAUGUGCUUAUUGUUUCCAACUAACUGUCAAAACAAUCUGACUAAGUUUACAAUGAUAAAAACAGCAAAGCAGAAAAUCUACACAUUUAAAAAGAAAUCUAUUUAACAAUUAAAUAAAUGAUCAAAAUGGCAAAACAUAUCAUUUUCAACACUCCGUAAUAGUCACAGCAGAGUGUAAAAGUACUCUGUUUACCUUUGAAGCUGUCAUUUUUACCAGCUUUUAAACACAUCUAUCACAGUUGAUUGAAAGUUAAUUUAAAAGCAAGUAAGUGGACCUUAAGUAAAGUUGUUUUAGGGGGGAUUUUCUCUUUUUUCUUCUUCUUUUUUUUAAUAUAAGGCUCGUACUUUUACACUUUUUGCACCACCAGUUCAUGAGAUGUGCAACAGCUGCAUCAGUUAAGACCUGCAGACGUGUGUGUGCUGAUUAUUGUGUGCUGUCCACAGCAGGUGGAGUCAAACUGCAAUUUUGACACUAAUUUUCCCACCACACAGCAGAUACAUUUUUAAUUAAUAAAACUCUGAAGAUUUAAAAUAUAAAUGUUUAAACCCAAAAAGUAGUUUUUAGAAGAAAAAAAUAACUUUGUUUUCCUGCAGUUUUAAAAUGACAGCAGCUAUUUUUUUUCUCACCUGUAGGUGGCAACAUCAACACAUCUACACCAGUGGAGACAAUCUGCAGGUCCAUAACGCUGUGAAUGACUUUUCUUUAAAGUGGCACAGACGUGUGUUUGACAAAUGACUGAGCGGCUCUCCCUGUGGAGGAUCUGCUGUCUGAUAAAUGUGGAGAAAAUCUGCUUUGUGAGGUUGUUAGAGAGUUAAAAGAUAGUUUUAUGUGGUGCGAUGCAUGUAAAAAAAAAAAAAAAAAGAAAAAUUAAAAAAACAAGGGAUAAAACGUUAAGUUGUUUCACCUGAUGUCCACUAACUAAGUUUUAAAGUGAGUUUCUGUAAUUUUGUUCAUUUACUUCAGUUGCCAAGAUGUGAUGUUUCAAGAAGAUUUUCUGUAACAAUAAAUCAGAAAGCCUGAGAAGGGUAACAGCUAAAGUAAUAAAUACUAUACUGUAUCAGUAAAUGUAGGUGUUUAUGUAUUUUUUUAAGGAUCUGAUUAUGAGCUGCUCUGAGGGGAAAAACUGAUAUUGUAAUGUCUUGACAUUUCGGGGGUAAAUGUUUGUCUCGAACAUCUGGAUUGUAGCUUUGUGAGUAUGACUAUGUGUACUGUCAUUUGGAAUAAAAACAACACUUUCUGCUUUAUUUUCUUUAUACCUAAAA
Messenger RNA from Plectropomus leopardus (leopard coralgrouper), 2695 nucleotides. RefSeq names its product coiled-coil domain containing 25 (gene ccdc25). The record is from RefSeq and is a predicted model, not a curated record. NCBI's taxonomy places the organism in Eukaryota, Metazoa, Chordata, Actinopteri, Perciformes, Serranidae.